CGAGUAGAGCAACACUCACACAUCCAUUAGCCAUUGAAGAUGAAGAGAAUUUCUCUGCGAAAUGGCAAUGCUAUUCCCUUUAUCUCUUUCUUCCCUAAUUCACAUUCUGCUUCCGCAAUUUUAGGAAAGGGUAAAGUUGGGUUAAACAGCAAAGUAAAGAGUUUAGAUGAUGCUGUGAAUCUCUUCAAUCAAAUGGUUAGAAUGAAACCUCUUCCUUCACUUGUCCAUUUCUCUAAAUUGUUUAAGAAUAUGAUAAGUAUGAAGUAUUACACUGCUGUCCUUUCUCUUUUUCGAGAAAUGCAGAAAUUGGGUAUCCCAAUUGAUGGGUUCAUAUUGACUGGUGUGAUUAAUAGUUAUUGUCUGAUGCAUCGUUCUGAUUGUGCAUUUUCGGUGUUACCCAUUUACUUGAAGAGUGCCAUUCCAUUUGAUGUUGUUACCUUUAACACCCUAUUAAGAGGAAUCUUUGCUGAAAAUAAGGUUAAAGAUGCAGUUGAAUUGUUCAAAAAAUUGGUGAGAGAGAAGAUUUGUGAGCCCAACGAAGUCAUGUAUGGAACCGUCAUGAAUGGGCUUAGCAAAAGGGGGCAUACUGAAAAAACUCUAAGUUUGCUCCGUUUAAUGGAACAAGGGAACACUAAGCCCAACAUAUAUAUCUACACCAUUGCUGUUGAUGCCCUUUGCAAAGAUGGAAACUUAGAUGCUGCUAUCACUCUUUUGAAUGAGAUGAAGCAGAGAGGUAUUCCUCCAAAUGUAGUCACAUAUAGUUCAUUAAUUGAUGGUUUGUGUAGGAUUGGUCAGUGGGGAAGGGUUAAGAUUAUGUUAUCUGAGAUGGUGAACCUUAAUAUUUAUCCAAAUGUGCUCACCUUCAGCAUACUUACUGAUGGACUAUGCAAAGAAGGGAAAGUUGAAGAUGCGGAGGAUGUAAUGAAACACAUGGUCGAAAAGGGUGUAGAGCCUAAUAUAAUCACCUAUAAUGCGAUAAUGGAUGGAUAUUGUUUGCGUGGUCAAGUGGAUAGUGCGAGGAGAAUUUUUGAUACCAUGAUAGAUAAGGGCAUUGAGCCUAGCAUUUUUAGCUAUAACAUACUAAUAAACGGAUACUGUAAGAAAAAGAAUUUGGCUAAGGCCAUGCAAUUGUUUUAUGAAAUUUCUCAAAAGGGAUCAAAACCUGAUAUUGUUACCUACAAUACUAUCUUGCAAGGUCUGUUUGAAGUUGGAAGAACUGGUGAUGCAAAACAAAUUUACGUUGAGAUGCUAUCUGCGGGGACCAAGCCUGAUAUAUACACUCAUCUCAUUUUGCUCAAUGGUUAUUUUAAGUGCGGACUUGUUGAAGAAGCUAUGUCACUCUUUAAUAAGUUAGAAAGAAGUGGAGAAUAUACUAAUAAUGCAUUUUAUAGUGUUGUCAUUAACGGAUUGUGCAAAAAUGGUAAACUUGACGAAGCGCGUGCUGUUUUUGAGAAGCUUUCUUUUAUUGGAAUGCUCCCAGAUGUGAGAACAUACACCGUAAUGAUACUUGGAUUUUGUCUUGAAGGGUUGUUUGAUGAAGCUAAAGAUAUUCUAAGAAAAAUGGAAGACAACGGUUGUGCUCCAGACAAUGUCACUUAUAAUGUUAUUGUCCAAGGAUUUCUCAAGUGCAACAAAAUUAAUGAAAUGGCAUCUUUUAUGAAGGAAAUGGCUGGAAGGGGCUUCUCAUUUGAUGCAACUACAGCUGGUUUUUUGGUAGACGUUGUAAGGGAGAAUUCUUCUGUCCUUGACAUGAUACCAGAGCUUCAAUCGAAAAAUAAGAAGUGAACAUUUCUUUUGUUUGGUUCAUUUGGCUACGCUAUCACUGUGAUACAGCUUCCUUUUUAUCCCUGCAAAAGAAAUGGCGUCCAAUGCAUUUGCCAAAUGUGAUGGCAAUUAGAACAUCGCUUGAGCUUUCCAGACAUCAGUUUUGAUUUGAGAAAAAAUGGUGACAUACUCAUUCUCUUAAAAAAGAAAUAAUGGAAAUGACUGGAAGGGGCUUCUCAUUUGAUGCAACUACAGCAAAGUUACUGGAAUCCAAUGCAAUUGUGGAAGAUGAAAAAUGAAAAU
This is a messenger RNA of Solanum dulcamara, 2067 nucleotides long. RefSeq names its product putative pentatricopeptide repeat-containing protein At1g12700, mitochondrial. Lineage: Eukaryota; Viridiplantae; Streptophyta; Magnoliopsida; Solanales; Solanaceae. The transcript is spliced from 3 exons. The record is from RefSeq and is a predicted model, not a curated record. Bases 40 to 1785 code for a protein of 581 amino acids. Gene Ontology annotation, molecular function: protein binding.